AUGGCGCAGUCCAAAGCAGCAAAGCGCAAGAGAAAGGCCCAGGCCGACGCCGACGCCUCCAAUAAGGCCGGAAAGGCCGCCAAGACCAGCGCCACUGCCGCGGCGACAACGCCCUUGGAGCCCGAGACCCUCCAGGCCGUCAUUUCGAACGAGGAGCUCGACAUCACCAUCGAGACGCUGGCCACGCUGGCCCAGCACCCGUCCCUGACAAAGGCCAAGCCGUGCAAGAAGCUCCGCGCGGCAGUCUACGACUUUCGCCAGUCGUGCACCACCGGGGUCAACGCCGCCUCCGCCGAGGGGGGAGGCAACCUCACGGCCCGGGUGACGGCGGCGCUCGCCGACGAACGGUACCUCGAGGCCAGGAUCCUGCUGGCCGAGAUGCGGCUGCGCGGCCAGGAGCCCAAGCUGGGUGCCCUGUGCCGCUGGGUGCGCGACCUGGACGUCGUCACGCAGCCCAGGGGCGCGAGCAUCGACGCGCCCGACCGGCCCGCCAGGGAUAAGCAGCUGCUCGAGGUGCUCGACGCCGUCCUGCGCGUCAGCUGCCCCGUCGACGACGCCGCGGGCGCGAGGCCGCCGUCCCGGUCGUCGACCCACAUCGCCCUGCAGGACUCGUGGGAUCUGCGCCCGGCCGCCGAGCCCCCCCAUCCGGUGUACGCCUCGGUGCUGGACGGAUCCAUCCUGUCGCCGUCGCCGUCGCCGUCGUCGUCGCUCCUGCGCGUCAUCGAGACGACGCCCGGCCCUCUUCGCAAGCCGCCCAACCGCCACCCCGCCGUCCUCUACACCACGGAGCCCGGCGCCGUCGACCUGUCGGCCCGCCCUCCGUCCAUCACCCUGCACAGACACCCCAGCGUCCCGAACCUGAGCCUUGCCACCAACGUCCUCUCCCCCGAGGAGUGCAGGGCCGUCGUCGCCGCGGGCGAGAGCGCCGGCUUCCUCCCUGACGUGCCGCUCCGCGAGGACGGCGGCUCGAGCAUCCUGGCGCACAACUUUUACUGGGUCGUCGAUGCCGCUUUCCACGACAAGCUGUGGGCGCGCGUGGCGCCCCUCGUCCCCGCCUCGCUGGGCGGCCGCGCCGCCCGCGGGCUGAACCGACGCUUCCGCGUCUACCGCUACGUCCCCGGGGCGGAGUACCGGUGCCACAUUGACGGCGCGUGGCCGCCGUCGGGCAUCCUCCCCGGCGACAGGUACGUCUACGACGCGUCGCCGCCGGGCAAGAGGCAGAGCUCGCUGUUCACGUUCCUGCUGUACCUGAACGACGAGUUCGAGGGCGGCGAGACAAUGUUUUACAUGCCCGCCGCGCGCGAGGGCACGCUCAACGCGUAUCCCGUGCGUCCGGUCAUGGGCGCCGCGGCCGUGUUCCCGCACGGCGAGAGCAAGGGCGCCUUGCUGCACGAGGGGACGAGCGUGCGCAAGGGGGCCAAGUACAUCAUCAGGACGGAUAUAGAGUACGACGUUGAGCCGUCGGGGGAGUGCUGA
Messenger RNA from Ustilaginoidea virens, 1476 nucleotides. RefSeq lists its product as uncharacterized. The coding region runs from base 1 to 1476 and encodes 491 amino acids. Gene Ontology annotation, biological process: peptidyl-proline hydroxylation to 4-hydroxy-L-proline. Gene Ontology annotation, molecular function: iron ion binding; L-ascorbic acid binding; procollagen-proline 4-dioxygenase activity. The transcript has a single exon. Gene Ontology annotation, cellular component: endoplasmic reticulum. The record is from RefSeq and is a predicted model, not a curated record. Lineage: Eukaryota; Fungi; Ascomycota; Sordariomycetes; Hypocreales; Clavicipitaceae.